Rhineura floridana is the source of this 1800-nucleotide messenger RNA. RefSeq names its product gastrula zinc finger protein XlCGF52.1-like. Gene Ontology annotation, cellular component: nucleus. The record is from RefSeq and is a predicted model, not a curated record. The coding region runs from base 509 to 1636 and encodes 375 amino acids. NCBI's taxonomy places the organism in Eukaryota, Metazoa, Chordata, Lepidosauria, Squamata, Rhineuridae. The transcript is spliced from 4 exons. Gene Ontology annotation, biological process: negative regulation of transcription by RNA polymerase II. Gene Ontology annotation, molecular function: RNA polymerase II transcription regulatory region sequence-specific DNA binding; DNA-binding transcription repressor activity, RNA polymerase II-specific.
UGCCACUCUGUGCGGGGCACCUGCUUUGCGGAAGGCCCAAGGCUCAGCCCCUGCUGGCACCUCCAAGUAGAGCUGGAAGAAAGGCUCCCGCCUGAGACCCUGAAAAGCCAUGGCAGCCAUGUGUAGCCAAUACUGAGGAAGAGGGACCAAGGGGCUGACGCACACAUACGGCAGCGUCCUCUGCUCACAUAUACACUCCCCCCCAUCUCAGCGGCUGGGGCGUGGGGAGGGGGCGGCUGGCCAUUUUGUACGCUGGCCACUGGGAGCGCAUUUGCCGCGCGGCGCGCAACACCAGAGCGGGUUGCUGGAGACUCCACCGGCCGGUGGGCCUCUCCUCCGCCCACGGAGGCGCCCCUUUGCAAGCCCCCGCAUCCUGCCUCCAGCGCCCCACACCUCGUGGAGGGAAUCCUGGAAGGUUCCAGUAACCUUUGAGGACCUGGCGAUCUAUUUCUGCCUGGAGGAGUGGGUGUUGCUGACGGAACGGCAGAGGGAACUCUACCAGGAUGUCAUGGAGGACAACUUUGAGCUGGUGGCUUCACUAGGGUCCAUGCCUCCCAAACCGGAGCUUAUAUGCAAAAUUGAGCGAGGGGAAGACCCCUGCAUCGUGGAUCGCCCCAAACAAGAGAGUGCCAGUUCUGGUGAGUGGGACAGGAGCAGACCGGAGCAGAAGAUGAAGGAGGAGGCCAGUGGGCGCUGGAACCUGCCCACGUCCCCUCCCGGGAGCCCCUCCAGGCCACCUUUCCCUUCCCUCCAAAGACUGUGCCCCAGCUGGUGCGAGGUGAAGCUGAUGGACUUGAGGAGUCUCUCGCAGGGCUCUCUGGAGAUGGGGGCACCACCGCAGGAGGAGUUGCUGAUAUGUGGGGAGUGUGGGAGGAGCUUUGUGGACAAGGACUCCCUGAGGGACCACCAGGCUCUCCACAAGGAGGAAAAAGGCCCCUUCGUUUGCCCGUCAUGUGGGAAAAUCUUCCAGUACCACCUUAACCUCCUGGCCCACAAGAAGUACCGUGGGAAGAGUCGGCAUGCAUGUGCCCAGUGCAGCAUCCAGUUCUGCGUCAAGGGGGAUCUGCUGCGCCACCGAGCGGACCACGCGGCUGAGGGCCUCUUCCCUUGCAGCACCUGCAGCCUGGUCUUCCGGCGCAAGGGCCACCUGUGUGCCCACAAGGCCUCGCAUGCCGGGAAGGUGCCCUUUAAGUGCCCCGAGUGCGGUGAGGCCCUUGGCAGCGAGGCGGAUCUCCUAGGGCACCGGGCAGCACACCAGGAGGACCGGCCGUUUGUCUGUGCCAAGUGUGGCGAGAGCUUCAGCUGGAAGGAGAGUCUCCAGAUCCACCAGCGGACCCACACCCAGGAGGGGGGCUACCCCUGCCCCGUCUGUGGGAAGACCUUCACCCGCCAUGGGAACCUCCUCACCCACCAGAGGCUGCACACAGGGGAGCUGCCCUUUGACUGUCCUGAAUGCGACCGCCGCUUCCCCAACAAGGCCAACCUCAUGGCGCACUGCAGGCUCCACCGCCGGUCCAGGCCCUUCACCUGCCUGCGCUGCGGCCGCUGCUUCCGCUUCAGGGAGAAGCUUCUCAAGCACCAAGAGUCCCUUUGCCAGGAGGAGAUGCAGGUGCAGAUCGAGGAGGUUGCGCCGUAGCGUUCUGCCUGCGCUUGCUGCGACUGUUGGUGACUGCCCCGCUGGCCAGCAGCCUUUCUGAGAAAGACUCAAGUGUUACCAUCAGUGAAUCCCUUCUCUCUCCAUUAUGGAGGGCCUUGGGGUUUUCUCCCCUGCCCGGCAUAAAUCUCUUGAUUUUUUAAAAA